CAACCCUGAUCAUGACAUAUCAUUUGUUGUGUUUUUAUAACCUAAAUGCACGUGCAAAUACGGAAUUUAAUGAAUUAUUGUUAAUUAAAAAUGGUAAAAAUGAAACAAUUAGAAGUAGAAGAGGUAUGUCCAAAGCGAAAAUUUUACCCCAUGGUUGUGAAUUUUCAAAAUGCUUACAUCACUGACGAGUAUCAAGGAAGCAAUUGUGAGAUCUUUGUUAAUCAAGAAAAUAAUAAAAAUACUGUUGUAACUGAACUAGAUAAUAUGGUGUACACUGGAGAUGAAGAAGAAGAAGAAGACGUGGGACAAGUAUUAUUACUCGCAAGAGACAAAAACACUGGAAAAGUUCGAAUUUUUGAGUCAAGUCAUCUAAACUUAAAACCAGUUAUCAGAAACAAUUUGGACACCUCACAGCUACUAGAAACGAGUAAUUUAGAACUAAGUCGUAAAUUCGGUUCCAAGAAGCAGAAAAAACGGAUGGAACAGCGCGAAAAAUUAAAAAUAAACGUAGAAACGAUAACAGCGCAAGUCGAGAAAGCUACAGAAAAAAUAAGUGAAGAUCAACUGGAUUUAUCAUCUUACGAUAAUGGGACCCUGCCUGAUGAUUUCUACUUACCGCCAAUCGACCGAAAAGCGACUCGACUUGACGACGUUUACGAUAUCAACAAAAUUUUAACAGAAGACGAGAUUGAAACAAUAUCAUCCGAAAUCGCUGAGAAAGAUUACAAAUCGGAAAUGUCUCCGACGAUACUGAGUAUGAUAGAAAAGAGUAAGUCGAAAAUAAAUAAAGUACUCGGUCUGUACGCAUCUUGUUUAAUAAAGUUCUUUCUGACAUCUGCGAAAGAAAUGAAGUUGAAAAGUUAUGCAGCAUGUAAGUGUUCGCAUACACUGCACAAAAUUAUAAUGAAGAACUUUACGUCUAUGACAAAAGGACAAACAGUGAGAUUACCGAACUUUAAAGACAAAGCAUUUUGUCACACAAUCGUGUUUAUAUUCUUAUUAAAUAACUAUAAAUGUUCCUUGAUGAAUAUUUGUGAGGAAUUUAAAAUGACUCAAGCAACAAUACUAAAGAAACUGAGGAUUAUUGGCGCGACUGUUGUAACGUCUGGUGGUGCGAAGACAGUGCAAUUGAAGUAUCCAUUGAACUUUAAACCGAUGUACAGGCGGAAGAGUACUAAGUUUUAAAUGUAUUUAGAUAAAUUAUAUUUUAAAUUUUAAUACCUA
Messenger RNA from Colias croceus (clouded yellow), 1224 nucleotides. RefSeq lists its product as uncharacterized. The transcript is spliced from 2 exons. Gene Ontology annotation, biological process: transcription elongation by RNA polymerase I; nucleolar large rRNA transcription by RNA polymerase I; RNA polymerase I preinitiation complex assembly. Gene Ontology annotation, cellular component: RNA polymerase I complex. The coding region runs from base 91 to 1185 and encodes 364 amino acids. The record is from RefSeq and is a predicted model, not a curated record. Gene Ontology annotation, molecular function: DNA binding. NCBI's taxonomy places the organism in Eukaryota, Metazoa, Arthropoda, Insecta, Lepidoptera, Pieridae.